Messenger RNA from Cydia strobilella, 1984 nucleotides. RefSeq names its product glucose dehydrogenase [FAD, quinone]-like. Gene Ontology annotation, molecular function: flavin adenine dinucleotide binding; oxidoreductase activity, acting on CH-OH group of donors. The coding region runs from base 250 to 1839 and encodes 529 amino acids. The record is from RefSeq and is a predicted model, not a curated record. Lineage: Eukaryota; Metazoa; Arthropoda; Insecta; Lepidoptera; Tortricidae. The transcript is spliced from 4 exons.
AGCUUAUCAUGCGUACUGAGCGGGGCGCUCUCGCAGCAGCCCUCACUCUUUGAUGCAGUGUCAGGGCUACUCCGCGACACCAACAACCUAUAUCUCGGGGAGCCCCCUGACGCCGAGGAGCUGUACUCGGAGUACGACUUCGUCAUCAUAGGCGCCGGGACUGCUGGGUGCGUGCUCAGUAAUCGGCUCACGGAAGUUGAGGAGUUUAAGGUGCUUCUUAUAGAGGCUGGUGGAAGCGAGCAGCUUUUCAUGGACAUCCCUGUGAUGGCCACUAUGCUACAAUUCACCGACGCCAAUUGGGACUACCACACUGAGCCACAGAGAGCUGGCUGCAUGGGCAUGCGCGAGGGUCGGUGUUCCUGGCCGCGAGGCCGCGUGGUCGGCGGCUCCUCGGUUCUGCAUUCCAUGAUGCACACGAGGGGCAACAGGAGGGACUACGACCGGUGGGCGGCGAAUGGCAACCCAGGAUGGGACUUCGCAUCAGUUCUCAAAUACUUCAAGAAAUCUGAAAACAUGCAAGUGCCAGAACUGAGAAGAGAUAAAGUAUAUCAUUCAACAAAGGGAGAGAUGACCCUUCAGUAUCCCAGCUGGAGGACGCGACUCUCAGACGCGUUCCUUCAAGCGGGCGUCGAGACUGGCGGGAAUAUAGUAGAUUACAACGGAGAAAAACAAAUCGGAUAUUCCAUCAUACAAUUUACGAUGAACAAUGGAACUCGCAUGAGUGCGAGUCGGGCUUUCCUUCACCCUAUAAAAUAUAGGAAAAACUUCCACGUAACCAAAAAUGCUAUGGUAACGCGUAUUUUAAUUGAUCCUUGGACGAGACGAGCAUACGGUGUGGAAUUCCGCAAAGCUGGUCGCCGUUACAUCGUGAAGGCGAUGCGAGAAGUCAUUCUGUCAGCUGGUGCUAUUAAUUCUCCUCAAAUAUUAAUGAUCAGCGGAAUAGGCCCUAAACAGCACUUGACGGAGAAGAACAUCACAACAAUUGUCGAUUUACCCGUCGGGUAUAAUCUCCAAGACCACUGGGCAUUAGGCGGACUGACUUUCUUAAUAAACACAACUGAUUCUAUCAGAUCUGAACGCGUGGCUACAUUCAGCAACAUUCUAGAAUAUUUCAGCCAUCAUACUGGUCCUUUGUCAGCGCCAAGCGGAACUGAAGCUAUCGCUUUUAUCGACACUAAUAAUCCAAACGAUCCCGAUGGCUAUCCUGAUUUAGAGUUGCUGUUUGUGGCAGGCUCAUUGGUUAGCCAGCCGUCGUAUAGACAAGCCUUCGCUAUUGAUGAUCGUAUCUACGACAAAGUUUACGGACCAAUUCAAGAUCGCGACACGUGGAUGGUGUUCCCGAUGCUUCUACUCCCGGAGUCGAAAGGCCGAAUAAUGUUGAAGAAUAAAAACCCUUAUUCAAAGCCGCUUAUCUACGCAAACUACUUUUCAGAUGGAGGCCACGACCAAAAGGUUAUAUUACAUGGUAUAAGAAAAAUAAUUCAGUUAUCAAAGACUACAGCAUUUCAAAAGUUUGGAAGUAGAUUGCACGAUGUCCCGUUACCGAACUGUGCGCAUCACAAGUUUAAUUCAGACUCAUAUUGGUACUGUGCAAUGAAGACUAUAACGAAUACGAUUUAUCAUCAUUGCUGUACAGCUAAGAUGGGACCGCGAGACGACCCUGAAGCUGUCGUGGAUUCGAGAUUAAAGGUGUACGGCAUAAAAGGACUGAGGGUAGUGGACGCGAGCAUUAUGCCGCGUGUUCCAGCAGCGCACACCAACGCCCCAACUUUAAUGAUUGCCGAGAAGGCGGCGGAUAUGAUCAAGGAAGAUUGGGGCAUACGUAUCAAGCCGAUUUAAUUGGCAUAUGAUCUAAUAUAUACGAAAAUCCCAGUCUAGGCAAUGAACUUACUCAUAUGAUUAAUCGAUCAGUAGAGAUUUUUAUUUUAAAUACAUAUUUAUUUGUGAGACAUAUGUUAAGGUUUCCUUAUUUUAGUGAUCCUAA